This is a messenger RNA of Asterias rubens (European starfish), 1130 nucleotides long. RefSeq names its product juvenile hormone acid O-methyltransferase-like. NCBI's taxonomy places the organism in Eukaryota, Metazoa, Echinodermata, Asteroidea, Forcipulatida, Asteriidae. The record is from RefSeq and is a predicted model, not a curated record. The transcript is spliced from 4 exons. Bases 193 to 987 code for a protein of 264 amino acids. Gene Ontology annotation, molecular function: S-adenosylmethionine-dependent methyltransferase activity.
GUACGUCUGCAACAACCGUUACGAAUGCCCUUGAUCGUUUCCCCGACGAGUUGGAAGUGCGUUCAGACGGUUCUACACGGGUCGUUGGCGUUUCUCUGUGUUCUUUUUAACUCUAUGGUUUUAGACACUCUCCGGGAACGGAUUCGGUUCACACUUGUAUGACAUUGUCGCCUGUUUCUUUCUUAGACCAAGAUGAAUUUUUCUGCCAGCAGUGAUUACUGUGGUGACGCCCGGAUUAGUCAACAUACAGUCAUAACGCACAACAAGAAGAAGCUGACAUUUUCACCCGAGGAUACCGUGCUAGACGCCGGAUGUGGUACCGGUGAAGAUACCAAAUUAACGGCGCUCAAAGUCGGCAAAGUCACAGGAAUUGAUCCGUCCAAAGAAAUGUUGGACUUUGCUAUGAAAAAUAAUUCCUCCUCCAACAUUACAUAUCUGCUGGAAGACGCACAGACUGUCGGUGACAAUCCUGAUCUGCGCGGGAAGUUUGACAAAGUUGUUUGUUUUCAUGUUCUCCAUUGGGUUCCUGACGUCAUCAAGGCACUUAGGAGCAUUUGUGACUGCCUGACACCGGGAGGGGAAGCUCUAAUCAUCAUGGACAACCAGUAUGACAACUUCGUACCAUUUGAGGCGGAUCGGUUCUUGGAAGAUCAUAUCAAAUGGGGUCAAUACACAAAGGGCUGUAAAACUGCGAUUCGAUUGUGGAAUAAAUCUAUACCAGCCACUGAGGAUGUACUCCGAUCGUGUGGUUAUGCAAAUGCCCAUUGUGAGGUUCAGGAACACGUCAUAGACCUAUCUGAGAAGCAAAUGAAAUUGUUUUUCAAGACGAUAAUGAAGCAACUUUCCAAGAUUCCCGAGAAUGAACGAGAGGAAUGUCUAGAAGACUUGUGGGUCUGGGUGCAGACUCUCUUCCAACCAUCACUCGGGGGCCAGACUGGAAGUAUCGCAGUCCCAAAGUGGUUCAUGGUUAUGCAUGCAAAGAAAUGAACACAGAGGAUUGAAAUAGUCCAGCCUACCGUGAUGGCCGACGAAAGGUGUUUGAUAUCUAUCAACCAAUUCCAUGGCCAGGCCCUUUUCGAAUCCAAGUCUUUUUCUUUGGAUUCGGCUUCAGGCUUUCGCUCGGCCCCAGC